CACAGGAUGAAGACCAGCUCAGCUUUUCAGCCGUUGAUCUUUGUCUAUUGUUCUCCAAACAGUAAACCACUAUUUCCACACCGACAGAUUGCAGGCUGCAGUUCUGUCCGAGUCCUGGGCUCCUCAUGAAUAUGAACUGAAGGGCUCUGACCCAGAAAGUGGUUCUGAGCAGGGUAACAUGGGGUCUUGGAAAUGUGGAAGCUGCCUGAGUAGUCUGCUGAUUCCUCUUGCACUUUGGAGUAUAAUUGUAAACGUAUUAUUGUAUUUCCCCAAUGGGCAAGUUUCCUAUGCAUCCAGCAAUAAACUCACCAACUACGUCUGGUAUUUUGAAGGAAUCUGUUUCUCAGGUAUUAUGAUGCUUAUAGUAGCAGCAAUUCUUCUUGUACUGGAGAAUGAUAACAACUAUAAAUGUUGCCAGAGUGAAAACUGCAGCAAAAGAUACAUGACACUGCUGUCGAUGAUCUUUUCUGCCCUUGGAAUCGCUUUCUCUGGAUACUGCCUGGUCAUCUCUGCUUUGGGCCUGAUUCAGGGCCCUUACUGCCGUACCCUUGAAGGCUGGGAGUAUGCCUUUGAAGGCACUGCAGGACGUUUCCUUACAGAUUCUAGCGUAUGGAUUCAGUGCCUGGAACCAGCACAUGUAGUGGAGUGGAACAUCAUCUUAUUUUCUAUUCUCAUAGCUCUCAGUGGGCUUCAAGUGAUGGUCUGCCUCAUCAGAGUAGGCAUUCAGUUGUCCAAGAUACUGUGUGGAACCUAUUCAGUCAUCAUCCAGCCUGGAAUCAUUUGAAUAAGAACAAGAAUGUUUUUCUUUAUCAAGAUAUUGUCAUCUACCUAUGUCUAUUGUUUGGACUUGAGGGCCAUAUUCAGAUGAUGGCUUUUUUCUCCAGUUGGCGUUUAUUCUCCUCAUUGGAAGUGCCUUCCACUUAGAAUUUUUUUCUAAGCUAUAUGUGUCAGGAUCUUCAGAAAUAUUCAUACUCUUUUAUCAAAUAAAUCCAAUUUCUAUAACCUAUACUAUGAAAAUAAAUAAGCAUACAGAUAAAGCUUUAUGCAACUACAUAUAUUUGAAAAUUAUUUAACAUUCUGGAAAAUUAGAAAUACCCAGAAAGUCUUACUUUAGGGGAAGGAUUAAAUAAAACAUGGUACAUUAGUUGUAA
This is a messenger RNA of Kogia breviceps (pygmy sperm whale), 1151 nucleotides long. It is a transcript of the gene TM4SF18, whose product is annotated as transmembrane 4 L six family member 18. The record is from RefSeq and is a predicted model, not a curated record. Gene Ontology annotation, cellular component: membrane. Lineage: Eukaryota; Metazoa; Chordata; Mammalia; Artiodactyla; Physeteridae.